GGCCGCCCUUAUAACGAGCAGUGCCUUGCGCCGGGCCAAACCCUAGCCUUUCACCUCCUCUCCCGCGCCGCCGCCGCUUUCGACCUCCUCGCGGUCCCGCCGUCCGUCGAGGUCCAGGGAGGCUGUUCUGUUAGUUGGUGGACAAGUGCAGCAGGCAGCUGGUGUUUCAUCCUUGUUGCUGUGGAUAGAGGGCAUACAGUGCAGGGGAUUAUUGUUGCGAUGCCUUUGAGAUCGCAUACUGUGUAGGGGGAUUUUAAGGUAAGGUCAGAAUGGUGAGGGUCAGUGUGCUCAACGAUGCGCUGAAGUCCAUGUACAAUGCUGAGAAGAGGGGGAAAAGGCAGGUCAUGAUCAGGCCGUCGUCCAAGGUUAUCAUCAAGUUCUUGUUGGUCAUGCAGCGUCAUGGCUACAUUGGUGAGUUCGAAUACGUGGAUGACCACCGUGCUGGGAAGAUUGUGGUGGAACUGAAUGGAAGACUAAACAAGUGUGGUGUGAUCAGCCCUCGCUUUGAUGUUGGUGUAAAGGAGAUUGAAGGAUGGACUGCCAGACUGCUCCCAUCUCGUCAGUUCGGCUACAUAGUGCUGACAACUUCUGCUGGCAUUAUGGACCAUGAGGAGGCCCGGCGGAAGAAUGUUGGUGGCAAGGUGCUAGGUUUCUUCUAUUGAAGGGAGUAUGAUGAAAGUAUUAGGAUAUUUCCUAGAACUCAUCUGAGCUUGUGUUUUUUGGUCUGAAUAGUGUCUUGUUAAGAUUCUGGAAUGUGUUAUGUACUUGAGAAAUUUGGAACCUUGUUAUGAGCUGUGCUUGCCGUUAAUUAUCAUGACCUAUAUGCCAGUUUUGUAUUUUUCAUCUUGCUAUCGCAAAGGAACACUAAAAUUUCUUACUUUACUGGAAUCCUGAAUGGAUCAUUCUGAUUUU
Panicum virgatum (switchgrass) is the source of this 912-nucleotide messenger RNA. Its product is annotated as 40S ribosomal protein S15a-1-like. Bases 270 to 662 code for a protein of 130 amino acids. Lineage: Eukaryota; Viridiplantae; Streptophyta; Magnoliopsida; Poales; Poaceae. Gene Ontology annotation, molecular function: structural constituent of ribosome. The transcript has 5 exons. Gene Ontology annotation, biological process: translation. The record is from RefSeq and is a predicted model, not a curated record. Gene Ontology annotation, cellular component: ribosome; cytosolic small ribosomal subunit.